UUUAAUUUCAUAAUAUCAAUCUUCGUACUGAAAUAGAAUAAGUUCAGAAACACUUUCUAUCUUAAUAGAGUGAUUAGGCAUAUGUGUAUCGCGCUUACUCUGGGCAGAUACUAGCAGUACAUUUAUCUUCAAAAUGAGCCACUUUGAAUUUGCAAUACCUGUGCAAAAGGAUGAGUUAUUGGAGUCUCACGUCGGACAAUAUCAUGUUGAAGAUGUGGUGCAGAUAAGAGUGCUUUUGUCCAAAAUACAAGAUGCGGCAAGAGCGUAUAAUGCUGAAGGCGUCGAAUACAUACUGGAGCAUUUUGAUACAUAUUUUUCAAUUAUUGUUCAUGGCAACAAACUGGAAUGGAAUAUCAUCAAUAAAGGAUUUGACCACCUCGUCAGAACUGCUAAAGCCUUGUGCAGUCAUAUUGAACUGAUUAUGCAAGACAAAGAGCUGGAUGCAGAUCUUAGAGUGAAGAAUCUAAAUAUUGUUAAAAUGGUCAUGUAUCUGUAUACACAAAUAAUGAAAACUAAGGAUGUUAAGUUAGCUGCUGAUAACUCCACCAAACUCACUUUGGGUAAGAAAGGAAAGAAGGCAACAGAAGAUGAAGAAUUUUGUGGCUGGACGGAAUCUGACAAGCAAGCUGCUCUUGUGACUUUGCAUUUGUUGCUUCAGCAACCUUUGAACCGCCUGUGGGAUCCUCCACUGGCUGAGGACAACUUUGUUACGAUGGUUGCUGAACCUUGCUAUAAGGCAUUAGAGGAACAAAUAAUAAAAAACAAAUCAGUGAGAGAGACUGUAUUUCAAGUACUUGGAGUACUCAUUAAGAAAUACAACCAUGGGACUUCCUGUCUCAUCAAACUUGUGCAGGUUUUGCAAAUGGCAGAGCACUCAGUCUCCCCAAUUUGUGCUGGAGUGGUACAGCUGAAGGAUUUUGAGAUAGGAACAUUUGGACCUCAGAUGGUUCGUGAAAUAGCCGAAGCCCUAGCGACGAGUGACGAAGAUAACGGGGGCGUGGCCACGGAGCAAGGCGCGGCCAGGAACUGUGGCGCCUUCCUGCUUGAGCUCACCAAGGAACUGCCGAAAGAAAUGACCUCUGCUAUCACCACGCUGCAGUCAUAUCUGGAGAGUGAUGAGUCGUACACACUUCGUAUCAGCGUGCUCGGUAUGAUGUGUGAGGCGCUAAGCGUCGAGCUUCGAGGCGAAGGGCUGUCGGACGAGCAACGAGCACAGAGGGACGACUUUCUCGACGAUUUGUACGAGCAUAUGCACGACUUGUCUGCCUACGUGCGCCAUAAGGUAUUGCAGUUUUGGUGCCGCCUGCAGCGCGAGAACAGCGUACCCGUGACCAGGCAGAGAGUUGUGUUGGAACGAGCCAUCGGUCGCUUGAGGGACAAGGCCGCUAUUGUUAGGAAAGCAGCCAUUCAGUUGCUGAAGGUAUUUUUGGAAUGCAACCCUUUCUCCGCCCAAUUGAAGUUAGAAAUAUUAGAAGAACAACUAGAAACGGAACAAAAGAUAUUAGAUGACCUGCAGAAAAAAUUGAAUCCAGGGCCGGAUCCAAAGUUAGUAGAAAAGUGGGAGAAAAUUAAAGAUGAUGUCAUAGCUGAAAUCAACGAAGGAAUGAACACUUUGACGCAAGACGAACCUGACCUGUCACAGGCUUCGUUGGAUAACUUGUAUGACUCGAUUAGGAAGCAUUUGCGAGAGAAGAAUUAUUUCAAGGCGUAUUUGAUCGUUAAACAUACAGAGAGGCAAUAUCCUGAAGCCAGGUAUUUGAGGUGCAGCAUGGAAAAAAGUGACCAAGUGGAAUAUUUUGUAGCUCUCCUCAAGAACAUUUUUGUAAUACCAGACAGGCGUCAGUCUAUAACGCUAAGCCAGCAAUGUGAAAACGAACUAGCCUUGUACAAAAAAUUAGAAGAAAAAGAAGCCAUAGUUGCCUUCUUGCAGGAGUCAGUACAUUUCAGCAAGAUGGUGUCUGAAGCAGUGCCUUUGAUUAAUACUUUGCUGAUGUCAAAGCAGGCAGGCGAUGUCAAUGAGGCUAUAGAGUUCUUCACCGCGGCUCACCACUUUAAUAUCGAAUCGGCCAAGACUGGCGUAGCUAAUAUGCUGUUGCUGGUAUGGUCGCCAGAUCAGGAUAAACGACAAGCCGUAGAGCGCGCCUACCGUGAUAUGUACUUGGAAUGCGACAGCAAGCCGGAGCGCGCCCGUGCGGUCAACAUCGCGCGUAAACUGGUCUCCUUAGUGACCACUAUAGAUCGAAGCAGCGCGCUAGCUCUUGACCAUCUCAUGGACCAGUGGGUUGACAAGGGUGACAUCACUCCGUCGAUCAUUCAGGUGUUUUGGGAGAUGUUCAUGAAGAAAAUCGACGGCACAACAGAUAUGGACAGCUACGCAGCGCUGGCGCUCCUCGUAAUGGUUUCCAAAGCCAAGCCCUCUGUUGCGCUCGCUAACCUCGAAGUGAUACAAACUCACGGCUUGACCGGCGACUACAAUUCUAGGAACAUGAGCGCACAACUGUUACUAUCUUUGAGCAAGAAGAACCAAAGAUAUCCGGCUGAUCAUCAGAUAUUUACUUCUAUCUACGAUAGCUUGUUAGAAACGUUUUCUAAACUUAACAAAUUCACAUCGUUUUCCGCUUACUCGAUUGAUACAAUUUACGCGAUCUGUGAUACGCCUGAGACUGUCUGUGCGAAGAUAUUAGCGGAGAUGCAUAGAAGGGUGCAGGCAGCGAUGGUGAAACAGGGCGAGAACGAGGAAGAGGUUUCUCUGCCGGUUGAGCUGCUCACUCGCUUCGUGUUCACGCUGGGGCAUGUGGCGUUCCAACAGCUCAUCUAUCUUGAUGUGUCGGUGUAUAGUGAGUUGAGGAGACGAAAUCAGGUCCGCGAAGACCGUAAAUUAGAGGAAAAGCGGAAGAAGAAAGCAGGAGCCUUCGCUACGCCAGCUCGCAAAGGGCGAGUGGACGACCUGCGCCGGCAGACGCUCAUGAAUGCGUCUGGUUCGAGCGCGUCUAGUCGCGGCCAGCGCUCUGCCAGCGUCACCAAGGGGCCUUCUGCAAACACUACAAUGACGGAAGAGGAGACAGGUUUAGAAGGUGCGGUAGCGGACGAUGCGGACGCAGAAUAUGUGAGAGGCGUGUGCGAGCGAGAGAUUGUGGGCGAAGGCACAGCUCUGGCUCGCUAUGUGCCGCUCCUGCGUCAUAUUCUAGCUAACCCAGCGCGCGCGCCGCCAGCGUUACAGGCUGCCGUUGCCCUGACAUUCACGAGGUUCAUGUUGGUAUCGAGCACGGUGUGCGACGAGGGCCUACAGCUGAUGGUGACGGUGCUCACACGUUCCCGCAACGUGGCUCUGCGGACGAACCUUACUAUCGCCUUCGCGGAUCUCACACUACGCUUCCCUAACCUCACUCAGCCUUGGACUCGUCACAUCUACCAGAUCUUGAGCGACGAGGAGUUAGAAGUGCGUCAGUGUGCAGUGAAGAUGCUCUCGUUCCUUGUUCUACACGAGAUGGUGCGAGUAAAGGGCCAAAUCGCAGACAUGGCAUUAUGCUGCGCCGACAAAGACGCCAAGAUCGCGUCGAUGACGCGUCUGUUCUUCAAGCAGCUCUCACAGAAAGGCAACGCACUAUACAACGUCAUGCCGGACAUUAUAUCUCGGCUCAGCGAUCCUGAGCUCAAUGUACCGGAGGAACAGUACAGGGUUAUUAUGAAAUACAUCACGUCGCUUAUACAAAAGGAUCGCCAAACUGAGGCUCUUGUAGAAAAACUGUGCCAGCGAUUCAAACUGUCAACAGAAGAACGUCAGUGGCGCGACCUCGCCUUCUGUCUGUCCUUGUUCAACUACAACGAACGGACGCUCAAGAAACUGAUUGAAAACCUGGACUGUUACAAGGACAAACUGCACUGCAAUGGCGUCAUGCAAUCGUUCCAUACUAUCAUGGCUAAUGCGUCGAAAAUGGCUAAGAAUGAAGUAAAGGCAUUAGUAACGGAGCUAGGAGACAAGAUAGAAGAAUGUUUCGCGGUGCGGGACACCGAAGAGGGCUCCACAGGCGAGCCGCGCGCGCCGCCCACGCCCGCAGCCCGCGCCACGCCGCGCCGCAAGCCUGCGCGCCGCAACCGGCGCCGCUCCUCCUCCAGUCCUGACGAGAAUGAGCCACCCACUAAUACAGAAGGAACGCCUCAGUCAGUCAGAAAAUCAAGCAGAAAAGCCAGAACCAGGGUCGUCAAGGCAAUUUCGAACGAUUCAGACGAAUCAGAUGAAGAGGAGCCACAAAAAGAAGAUGAGGAGGUAUUCAAGAAGCCCACUGCUAGGAAAGCAACACGAAGGAGAAAGAAUUAAGCAGUAACUAUAAACGUUAUAUUUAAGUAAUAAAAACCUUAAGGAUUUCAUAGUAUUUUUAACCUUUUACACCCCAGCGACGUAUAUAAUUAUUGGCGUCGCAUGUCCAACGCCAAAGACCGAAUUAUCUAAGUAGCAUAGAUUACCGAACAACGUAGACUUUAACAAGCCUACUAAUACGAGUAAAUCACAAUUUCACUUUUGGCAUUCCGUGGACGUGGCACCCUAGUUACAAUGGCACCCAAGUUUCAAAUCCGUGGAUGUAAAAUUGUAUGAAAUGCCCGUGCCCUGGGGUUAAGAAUUUCACCACGCCCUUUCUUCCCGUGGAUGUCGUAAAAGUCGACU
Molecule: messenger RNA, 4663 nt
Organism: Leguminivora glycinivorella
Lineage: Eukaryota; Metazoa; Arthropoda; Insecta; Lepidoptera; Tortricidae
Gene: Cap-D2
Product: condensin complex subunit 1
Biological process (GO): mitotic cell cycle; mitotic chromosome condensation; meiotic chromosome condensation
Cellular component (GO): nucleus; condensed chromosome, centromeric region
Molecular function (GO): histone binding
Source: RefSeq, a predicted model, not a curated record